Molecule: messenger RNA, 1809 nt
Organism: Mesoplodon densirostris (Blainville's beaked whale)
Lineage: Eukaryota; Metazoa; Chordata; Mammalia; Artiodactyla; Ziphiidae
Gene: GAD1
Product: glutamate decarboxylase 1
Exons: 16
Coding region: 25-1809 (594 amino acids)
Biological process (GO): GABA biosynthetic process
Cellular component (GO): presynaptic active zone; cytoplasm
Molecular function (GO): pyridoxal phosphate binding; glutamate decarboxylase activity
Source: RefSeq, a predicted model, not a curated record
AGAGGACAGGGGACAACCGAGCAGAUGGCGUCUUCGACCCCUUCUUCGUCCGCAACCUCCUCGAACGCGGGAGCGGACCCCAAUACUACCAACCUGCGCCCCACAACGUAUGACACCUGGUGCGGCGUGGCCCAUGGAUGCACCAGAAAACUGGGGCUGAAGAUCUGUGGCUUCUUACAAAGGACCAACAGCCUGGAAGAGAAGAGCAGGCUUGUGAGCGCCUUCAAGGAGAGGCAGUCCUCCAAGAAUCUGCUUUCCUGUGAAAACAGCGACAGGGAUGGCCGCUUCCAGCGCACAGAGACCGACUUCUCCAACCUGUUUGCUCGAGAUCUGCUUCCGGCCAAGAAUGGGGAGGAGCAAACUGUCCAGUUCCUGCUGGAGGUGGUAGACAUACUCCUCAACUACGUCCGCAAGACGUUCGAUCGCUCCACCAAGGUGCUGGACUUCCACCACCCCCACCAGCUGCUGGAAGGCAUGGAGGGCUUCAACCUGGAACUCUCUGACCACCCUGAGUCCCUGGAGCAGAUCCUGGUUGACUGCAGAGACACCCUGAAAUAUGGCGUCCGUACAGGUCAUCCUCGAUUUUUCAACCAGCUCUCCACUGGACUGGAUAUCAUUGGUUUAGCUGGCGAAUGGCUGACAUCAACUGCCAAUACCAAUAUGUUUACAUAUGAAAUUGCACCAGUGUUUGUCCUCAUGGAGCAAAUAACACUUAAGAAGAUGAGAGAGAUAGUUGGAUGGUCAAGUAAAGAUGGUGAUGGGAUAUUUUCUCCUGGGGGAGCCAUAUCCAACAUGUACAGCAUCAUGGCGGCUCGCUACAAGUACUUCCCGGAAGUUAAGACAAAGGGCAUGGCGGCCGUACCCAAGCUGGUCCUUUUCACCUCAGAACACAGUCACUAUUCCAUAAAGAAAGCUGGGGCUGCACUUGGCUUUGGAACUGACAAUGUGAUUUUGAUAAAGUGCAAUGAAAGGGGGAAGAUAAUUCCAGCUGAUUUAGAGGCAAAAAUUCUUGAAGCCAAGCAAAAGGGAUACAUUCCUCUGUAUGUCAAUGCAACUGCCGGCACGACUGUUUAUGGCGCUUUUGAUCCCAUACAGGAGAUUGCAGAUAUAUGUGAGAAAUACAACCUCUGGCUACAUGUCGAUGCUGCCUGGGGUGGCGGGCUGCUCAUGUCUCAGAAGCACCGCCAUAAACUCAGCGGCAUAGAAAGGGCCAACUCAGUCACCUGGAAUCCUCACAAGAUGAUGGGCGUGCUGUUGCAGUGCUCCGCCAUCCUGGUCAAGGAAAAGGGUAUCCUCCAAGGAUGCAACCAGAUGUGUGCGGGGUACCUCUUCCAGCCAGACAAGCAGUAUGACGUCUCCUACGACACUGGGGAUAAAGCCAUUCAGUGUGGCCGCCAUGUGGACAUCUUCAAGUUCUGGCUGAUGUGGAAAGCAAAGGGCACGGUGGGCUUUGAAAAUCAGAUCAACAAAUGCUUGGAGCUGGCAGAAUACCUCUAUGCCAAGAUUAAAAACAGAGAGGAAUUUGAGAUGGUUUUUGAUGGUGAGCCUGAGCACACGAAUGUCUGUUUCUGGUAUAUUCCACAAAGCCUCAGGGGCGUUCUGGAUAGCCCUGAGAGACGGGAAAAACUACACAAGGUGGCCCCGAAAAUCAAAGCCCUGAUGAUGGAGUCUGGCACGACCAUGGUUGGCUACCAGCCUCAGGGGGACAAGGCCAACUUCUUCCGGAUGGUCAUCUCCAACCCAGCCGCUACCCAGUCUGAUAUCGACUUCCUCAUUGAGGAAAUAGAGAGGCUGGGCCAGGAUCUGUAA